Messenger RNA from Ostertagia ostertagi, 744 nucleotides. The record is from the annotation of a GenBank genome assembly. Lineage: Eukaryota; Metazoa; Nematoda; Chromadorea; Rhabditida; Trichostrongylidae.
AUGGGUUUGAAAAAAUGGAUGGCUGUCGUGAAAUCCGACCAGAAUGGGACUAACUUUUCGUCAAGGAAGCAGGACAGAAAGAAGGCGAAACGCCUGAGGAAGCUGCAGAGUGUUGCUUGUGCUCGACAUCAACCCAUUGAAAAGAUUAUGGAAGAAGCUUUCAAAAGCAAAAAGAUGAGUAAAAAACGAAAGAGGAAAUUACGAAAAAUGGAGGCUGAGAUGCUGGAAAGCGAAAAGCAGCAGCACGAAGAAGAAGAGCCUUUAUCAAAACGACGUCGUAAACGUGAUGAUGACUCGUCAGAAUCAGAUUCAGAUGCUGAACUCACUUAUGAGCAAUACCUCAAGGAAGUACAGGAGAAGAAGCAUAAGAUCGCAGUGGAAGGUGAUGACGACAGGCAGGAUGAUAUUGACAUUCAUCGGUAUUCAAAACUCUUGGGCAUCAAAGAAGGGAAGAAGGCUAAGAAACCGAAGUCUUUCACCAAUGAUGGCUUAGAUUACUUGCUCGAUUUUUGUGAUAGCGACUCUCGUAAGCGAAUCCUGGCUUCAUCAACCGAUCAGGAAAUAAUAUUGAAAGGAGACGAUCUCGGUGAAGAGGAGGAGGUUGGAAGCGAAGAUGGUGAUGACGACAUUGAGAAUGACGAUGGCGCUGACCUUAGCGAACAGGGUCCGUCAGAGGAAGAGGAACCGGAUGACGACGUGGGAAACGAAGUGGAUGAAGACAGCGAUGACGAAGAAAACAAUGAG